Molecule: messenger RNA, 2383 nt
Organism: Galdieria sulphuraria
Lineage: Eukaryota; Rhodophyta; Bangiophyceae; Galdieriales; Galdieriaceae
Product: ABC transporter, ATP-binding protein
Exons: 12
Coding region: 105-2285 (726 amino acids)
Cellular component (GO): plasma membrane
Molecular function (GO): ATP hydrolysis activity; ATP binding; ABC-type transporter activity
Source: RefSeq, a predicted model, not a curated record
GUGGUGAUCGAAUUUGUCUUGGGGUUCUCUUUUGGACAAAUACUAUCCGUAGAUAAUAAUUGACUCCCCUACAACCUUUGAAUAGCUGAUAACCAGUUCUUCAAAUGGCAAACAUAGAACCUUUGACAGAAGAAAUCAAGCCAGCAGAUGUUGAUGAUGCCUAUAGUUUCGACCCUUUUGCGCUGAUAGAUGUAACUUGUGAUAAUAAGACUGAGCAACAAUCGUCUACUCUGAGGCCAGAAGUUUCCCUCAAGUUUGAAGACCUCUGUGUGAGUGUUAAUGAGAAGAAUUUUUGGAAGAAACUUCCAGGCGAAAAGAAAAUCUUGCAAGAUAUAGCAGGAACGGUUCGUUCUGGCCAACUCCUUGUUAUUAUGGGUCCUUCAGGCUCUGGGAAGACGACCUUGUUGAACGCACUUGCAGGAAGACUGUCUGCAUCAGGAAAUUUUAACGCAACUGGGACAAUAACGGUGAACGGAAUGAAAAGGAAUCCAGCUACUUUCAAGAAAAUAAGUGCAUACGUUAUGCAGGACGAAAAUAUGUUUGCAAAUUUGACUGUUGAAGAGCAAAUUUCCAUUUCCGGUAAGUUACGACUUUCGAGAACUUUUUCGGAGCAAGAGAAAAGACGUCGUAUCGAAGACGUAAUUUCUGAGAUGGGUCUGAUGGAGACAAAAGAACAUUUAUCGGUUCAGAAAACAGGCGAGGUACCCUUCUUUACUGUUUUUGGANGAACCGACUUCCGGACUGGAUUCAUUCAACGCGAAAAUGUCGUUAAAACGUUGGUUCGUUUAUCGAAGGAUCAUCGUGCCGUCGUGAUGACAGUUCAUCAACCGGGAAGCAAUAUAUUCAAUCUUUUUGAUAUGCUAUUGUUGCUUUCGAAAGGAAAAAUAAUGUAUUUUGGACCAGCAAAGAAAGCGGUCUUAUAUUUCUCUCUUUUGGGAUACGAGUGUCCAAGUCAUUCUAAUCCCGCAGACUAUUUCUUGGAUCUAAUUGCGGUGGAUAUUCGUUCAUCUAAGCUAGAACAGGAUUCACUUUCCCGUAUUGCAUUUCUUCAUAAAGCAUACAACGAAAAUGUAUCUCUACAAAACAGAAUCAGAGAAAAAGAGGCCACAUGGGAAAGCACAGAAGAUUCGAACGGAAUGAACGAGAAUGAAACUUGGGAGAAGCAUCCUUAUCCGUAUUGGAUGGAAUUUUCUGUUUUAUUGAUUCGUGCAUGGAAACUUCUUAUUCGCGAAAGAGUUGUUGCUGGAAUUCGUACAGUCCAAACCUUGAUUUUUUCGAUACUAGUUGGUCUCAUUUGGCUUAACAAAGGGCGAAAUAUCUCCUCCAGCAACUAUGAAGGUAUAGAAGGUGUAUUAUUUUACAUUCUUAUCAUUCAAAGUUUCAUGGCAAUAUUUGGAAUAAUAUUUGCAUUUCCACUGGAACGUUCGAUUGUUUUGAGAGAGCGUGCUAGUGGCAUGUAUCGAGUGUCCGCUUAUUACCUUUCAAAGAUACUGGUGGAGCUUCCUCGAACAAUUUUGUUUUGUUUGCUAUUCUGCGUUGUGUCAUAUUGGAUGAUUGGCCUUCGAGAUUCCGUAGACUCUUUUUUUCUUUUUGUUGUUGUCAUGCUUUUGAAUUCAUUGACCGUCGAAGGAAUUGCUUUGACUGUUUCUGCAGCAGCACCAACACCGAAGGUAGCUGCAGUAACCGUACCACUUAUUUUAAAUAUAGCUGUUCUUUUUGGAGGUGCUUUGUUAUCAAACGCAGAGAUACCGAAUCAUUUUGUUUGGUUAAAAUUUUCAUCUUUUAUGAAAUAUUCAUAUGGGGCAUUGAUGCAAAACCAGUUUGUCGAUUUUGCGUUUCAGAGCCUUAGUAAGACUUGCGUCAUUUGCGACGGGAAUGAAGUUCUUGAAGAUUCUGGAAUCACCGAUUUCUCCAUGGCGGGAAAUAUUGGAAUGCUGCUAAUGGAAUUGUUAGUCUUUCGAAUAGCGGCAUAUUUGGUUCUACGAAUGAGAGGUCCCAAACACGACAAAGCCUUGCAAAUGUCCCAUUAUUGUUUUGUUUUUGUUUCCUUCUUUGUUCUUUGUACUGAUGGUGCUUAUUUGGUAGCAAUGAUAACAACAAAAAUAUUUGAGAUAGAAAUCACAAUUCUAUCAGGGGGCGACUAUCAUUUUGUGUUGAGCAUAUGCAGCCUCACUCAUUCUUUUCAAACUAUUACGCUCUCACUUGUUAUAUUAUUUGCGUCAUUCUGUCAAAUCUUAAAGGUUACCACUUACUUUGCUCCCAUCACGCAAGCCCUCAGCACAUAAUCCAAGUUUCGCAGAGAGAUACAGUCAUUUCAAGUAAGAAAUAUAAAUGUCUUCUUCCGAAAGUGGAUUAAUUUCACAGUAAAUUUUUUUUCUCUUAG